This is a messenger RNA of Penaeus monodon (black tiger shrimp), 3284 nucleotides long. Its product is annotated as chorion peroxidase-like. NCBI's taxonomy places the organism in Eukaryota, Metazoa, Arthropoda, Malacostraca, Decapoda, Penaeidae. Gene Ontology annotation, biological process: response to oxidative stress. Gene Ontology annotation, molecular function: heme binding; peroxidase activity. The coding region runs from base 67 to 2463 and encodes 798 amino acids. The transcript is spliced from 17 exons. The record is from RefSeq and is a predicted model, not a curated record.
UCUUCCUCCGGCAGCGAGAGAGGGAAGACCAGCGCUCUGUCAUCGGGUCUACAAGGACUGAGGAAUAUGUUGCCUCGGGUGUUGUCAGUGGCGCUGGUGUUGGCAGGGGCGCUGGUGGCGGGCCAGAUAGUGUUCCCGAAGAAUGAGGACCCGAGCCAGGCAGCGGCGGGAGGAGCGGCAGGAGGGAAUCCCACGAGAGUAAUUAAUUCUCAAGGUCCCAGCGUCGACGGCCGUCAGGGCAACGCCAACAUCUUCUUCCCGAAGAGCGAGGAGCAAGAGCAGAUUCUGUGCAUCACGUACAAGAACGAGCCAGGCAACUGCCGCCUCUUGGCGCAGUGCACGACCUUCUUCGCCGAAAUCGCCGAACUGUCACGCUCUCCUUGCACCAUCAACGGCGAGCAGCAGGGCGUGUGUUGCCCGCCCACGAAGCAGGCCACGACGGACAUCGGCGUUCUGAUCAGCAAGCAACCGACGCCCCUGGACGAGCCAGUGCCGAGCCUGGAGGUGCGGCAGCUGAACCACGCGUGCGAGAUGGGGAUCAGCCAGAUCACGGCCAAGGAGGCGUUCGAGGAAGAGCUGCUGAAGAACAACAUCGUGGCCGAGAAAGGGUCUCCGGUGGCCCUCCACGCACAGCUGUUCCAGACCACAGACAAGAUCGUGAAGAAAUCCAAGGAAGCAGAGAUGAACGUCGCGGCGUCAGUCAAUCUUGUGAAACAAUUUAACUUAACGAAGAGCCAGGGAGGUUUCGGGCUGCCCAGGUUUGGUGUCCAGAAUACCAUCAUCGCCAACACGUGCCCCCAGGAGCCCCUGUGCCCCGAUACCAAGUACCGGGCCUUCGACGGUACCUGCAACAACCGCAGGAAUAAGGAAUGGGGCAAAGCGGGCACCGCCUUCCAGCGUAUCUUGCCUCCGGACUAUCAUGAUGGUGUGAACAUGCCCAGGCAGUUCUCCGUGACCGGGUCCCUCCUGCCUUCCCCGCGCUCGAUCUCGUCGCGUGUUAUCGUCGACCGAGAUUCACGCUACGACAACUUCACGAUCCUCAUCAUGCAGUGGGGGCAGUUCCUCGACCAUGACAUAACCCACACGCCCAUUACGAAGGGGAAGGACAAAUCCGACAUCACGUGCUGCAAGCGAGGGCAGCGCAGGGAGCCCCGGGAACUGCACCCCGACUGCCUGCCUAUCGAGAUCCCAGACACAGACACCUUCUUCAGUCAGUUCGGGCAGCGAUGCAUGGAAUUCGUGCGGUCGAUGCCGGCCGUUCGCCCCAAGUGUAAUUUCGGGCCCAGGGAGCAGAUGAAUCAGAUUACUUCGUUUAUUGAUGCAAGCAACGUGUACGGAUCGACGGAGGAGGAAGCAAAGCCGCUGAGGUCCUUUGUUGACGGGAAGCUGAAGGUGAAGACGCAGAACGGGAACGACCUCCUUCCGCCGCACAGAGAGGAAUGCACCGACGCCUCCAGGCAGUUCCAUUGCUUCAAAGCAGGCGACAGCCGCGUGAACGAACAGCCCGAGCUGGCCGUGAUGCACACCGUAUGGAUGAGGCAGCACAACAGGCUCGCCGAGGGCCUGAAGAAGCUCAAUCCGGGCUGGGACGACGAGGUGCUGUACCAGGAGGCGCGCAGGAUCGUGGCGGCGCAGAUGCAGCACAUCACCUAUAACGAGUACCUGCCCAUCGUGUUGGGCCGAGAAUUCAUGGAAGUGUUCGGACUCGUGCCCAAGGAGUCUGGCUACGCCUCCAACUACCGCGAGGACAUCGACCCGAGCAUCAACAACGCCUUCGCAACCGCUGCCUUCCGAUACGGACACACGCUCAUCCACGGCACCAUGGAAGGCUACAGCAAAUUCGGCACCAUCGACCGCAACUUGCGCCUGAGUGAGCACCAGUUCUCUCCCUUCGUGCUGUAUCAGCGGGACGGCGUCGAUUCCCUCCUACGUGGCCUCUCCAUCCAGGCCAGCCAGAAGUUCGACCACUUCUUCAGUGAGGAGGUAGGGGCGUUGCAUCUGAAUUGCCGCUCGUCAGACUUCAAUGACUCAAUUAUGGAUCUCAUCGCCUGUUCUCCGCCCUGUUCUCCCUGGCAGGUGAUCAACCAGCUGCGUUCCCUGUACCUGCACGUAGAUGACAUCGACCUGUUCAUCGGCGGCAUCGCAGAGAAGCCAAGUGCGGGGUCUCUGCUCGGCCACACCUUCCUCUGCAUCGUCGGGGACCAGUUCGCGAGGCUCAGGCUGGGCGACCGCUUCUACUACGAGAACGGAGGCCUAGAAUCCUCGUUCUCCGAGCUGCAGCUUCAGGAGAUCAGGAAAACCACUUUGUCCAGAAUCAUGUGCGAUAAUUCCAACCUGGACAUGAUGCAGCCGCUCGCGUUCGUCGACGCCCAUCUCGCGAACAAGCGGGCCGUGUGUAAGUUCGGGACCCUCAUUCCCGAGAUGUCGCUGGAGCCGUGGCGCAACGAGCCGGUCUGGGUGUAGGCGCCCGUGGUCUUCCGAGGCUCUGAGACGCUCGCUUGAUGCUGUUCGUUUUGCGUGCUGGCCCCGUCCGUGUACUUCAGCUCCGGUCCUUUCAUAAUUCGGUUGUAUUUUUGUGAUGGAUUUUUUUCUUUGAGGGGGGAAUAUCAUCUAUUAUUUAUUUUGCAUAGGCUUGUAUCUUCACGACCGUAUGUUGGUUUUGUAAUUAAGUUUUUUUAGGAUUCGGUUCUUUGUUGGUUUUAUGAUGAAGUUCCUCUUAUUUGGGAAAGGAUUUUAAUUAAUCUCUUUCUUUACAUAGACCUAUCUACAAGGCCGUACUUGCUUUUAUAAUUAAGCCUUUUUGUGAUUUUUAUUUAUUGAUUUUUAUUAUUGUUUGGGCAAGAGUUGAGGCAUUGCAGAAAUAGGUUACAACUAUAAAAUUGAUAUGAAUGUCCUCUCUUUGCAAAACAGAAAUUCAAAGUUUUUUUUUUUAUAGUACUUUUAAUAACCAUGUUAAAAAAAAAUAUAUAUAUAUAUAUAAAGAUUCUUCAUUAAUAGAGAAUUUGGGUUGAAGGGUCAAAGUUCUUUUCUCUUUGUGUAGUAACAUGGUGAGAAAACAGGUAGGCAUUUACCAAUAAACACUAUCCAUUUUCUUUUGAAAAUAUUCAUCUUAGAAUACAAUUCAUAUAGUUUCACAUGCUGCAUAUUUCGGUGCAUAAAUGAACACGUUUUGCAAAAGCUAUCAUGUGUCUUAAAAGAUUACAUUUGUUUGCGCACAUUUUAAGGUAUAUGAUAUUAUUUAUUGUGACUUGAGUCCCCAAUAAAAUAAUUCCUUUGAUUUUAAA